AUGGAUGACGCAACGGAUGCAGCUGAUGUAGUCAGUGAUAGUCUGCCGGGCAGCGAAGAAGGUGAGCUGGACAUCGAUCUGGACAUCGAGGGCAGACUGGGCGACUCCAUCAAGAAGGAGCAGCAACAACAGAUUGAAGAGCCAGAAAGCCCUGAAGCCAACAAAACUUCACAAGUGGGCAACGGGGACUCGGCCACGUCCCCGCACAAGAACCUAACUGGCUACCAGUGCAAACUCUGCACCGUCUUACUGUCAUCUCAGGGUGCUCUUGAUGAGCACAUGAACAUUCACAGUGGCUCACGGCCGUACAAGUGUCGUGAGUGUAACUUCAGCUGCUCUCUUCACAACACACUGAUUCAACACCUGGCCGUUCACAGCCACCCGAGGGCUGAUAUGAACAGCCAAUCUUGGGCAGAACAACACGCUCUGUACAACAACCACACGGACAGGCACUCGGAACAUGUACCUUUGCCUCCUCGAAUGCCACUCCCUGAAAACCACACCCCAACGUUACCCUUCUCUGCUGCUGUAGAGCAAGCCCUCAUGCCUUCGGGACUUCCUAGCUUUCCAGAUCAGAGCAAGGUGUUCCAAUGUAAGCUUUGCACGCAUAUAUCUCCUACAAAGACCCAUCUGAAUGAACACAUGAACGUUCAUACCGGAAAGAAGCCCUACAAAUGCUUGGUGUGCGGCUUUAGCAGUGCCUUUCGCAGUAGUCUUAUGCGCCACCUCAUCGUCCAUACGGGAACAAGCAAACAGUUUAAGUGCGAUUCCUGCCACUACCAGACCCCGUACAAGUGUAACCUUCAGGCCCACAGACGUAAGCGUCACAACUCCAAUUCCAUUGACAACAUUGACAUGAACUACCCUCCCAUUUCCUCCUCUAACCAGCCCCCACUGGAGGACAGCCCCCCGUUGCAAUCUCACAGUAAACUGUUCCCUUCCGAGGAACAGGCUCGUUACCUCAUGCAGUCGGAGCUGACCAACUCAACCCACUCAACUCAUCCUUCUCACGAAAACUCAGGAAACAGAAGGCACUCUCUCUCGCCAGAUGACCAUGAUUCUUCAGCCUCUAAUGACACUCAUGACUCUGCAAGAAUCAAUAACUCUCAGGUGUCCUUGUCAAAGGCUAACGAUUUCAACAGGUAUAACUCAGAGGGGUCAGUUGUACCUCAGUCCCCAGAGCCUCCAGUGCUGGAGAAGAACACGCUGGUAGGAGAGGCUGAGACUAAUGAGCGGCCAAAAUCAGGAGAAGGGUUGGAUUACUCCAGCCCUACCAUGACCAAUAAUAUACAGGACAUGAUGGCCAAUACAUCUCAAAGUGCUAUUUCCAUCCUCUCCAAUUCUGUGUCCUCGGCCUCUUCAGCUCUAGGAUUACCCUCUGUUGGGAACUUUGUGAGCAGUAUGAGCACCAACAUGGUCACCAGCAUUCCUAGCACCUCCCCACAACAUCCUCUCAGUGAAAUCUCAGUCAUAACCCCUCUACAGUGGGCUGGUGCUGGCUUCCCCAUCUACAGACGAAAGAAGGAAGGAGGGGCCCGCAAACGAAAGCGUACUCCUAUUCCCAAGCGUAACUACCUCAUAUCACCGAAUGGUGAAGACGUGAACAACUCAUGGGCGGAUAUGAGACCUGAGAUCUCAGAGUAUGUUCGCUCUGGUGGUGAAUCUCAAGCCAGGCAAUACUGCCAGGUUACUCAGGCUUACAGCUUAAAGACAGAGGAGCCUCUGCCUUAUGCAAUGAAACCCAACAGUGUGAAUGGCGUGGAUCUCUCCGUGGGACCCCGAGAUGUGAUCUACCCAGACAUGGAUCCCAUUAGCAACAGCUCGGUGUCUCCAAGCAGCCAGAAUGCUGAUGAGCAGUCGGAGGAGCGUAAUCACGUACCUCAGCACCUGCCAGUCAUGUUGGAGCCACCGUCCCAUAGCAGCCUAGGCUUCAACCAAGCAAGCCAGGCCACCCAGACCGACGUGCAGACGGGUAAUUCUUCAGGUAAGUUAGAUGGGCAGUCUCAGACGGAUCAGGCGACACUGGAUCCCUCUUCUGUUCCUAGUAACCUCCUUAAGUGCCCACACUGUGAGACCUACUUUGCCGACCAUGUUAUCUUCACUCUGCACAUGAGUUGCCAUGGUAGCAGGCAUCCACUUCAGUGUAGCAUAUGCGGGUAUGUUUGUAGGGAUAAAAUUGAAUUCACCUGUCACAUAACUCGCAGUCAACACAUGAGAUGAGUAGAUGACAAAGGAGGAAAAAAACAGGUGUUUUUAUUUGUCUUUUUCAAAGUAACAGGAUGAAAGUUUGUUUUCGAGUUAUUCAGCUAUUACCUCUUGCGGAAUGCGGACCACUUUUAUUGCUGUAAAUCUUGAUGAUAAUGGAUUGUAAGCUUAAACUCAGGGAGUAUGAAAUAUUAAUAUUAAGCUGCCAUUGUCAAGUUUUAUGUGUAAUGUCUUGUAUGUAUGGUGUUGUUUCAAAUAUACAUGGAUGAGAAAUCAAGUAAUUAUUAUUUUUUUUGUAUAAAAAAAAGACGUCUAUAUGUAAAUGCACUUGUUGGCGCGAUAAAUAUAGGAGUAUAUAUAAAAUGAGGCCAGUCAAUGGCAAACAUCUUCAUGUUUGUUUAAACCAACAAUGUUUAAAAGUAUAACAUAGAGGAGUGUGGUACGACUUUUGGACAAUUUUAUAAAGUAGCUCUUUCAUAAACGAUCCGAGAGGUUUGUAAUAUUUUUUACAAAGAAACCCGCAAACAAAGGUUUGGAAGUGUUUGGACGUACAUGAGAUAUUUGUUGAAAAGGAGAUCAAGUGCAGGCCACAACAGUCUUUGUUGACAAAGUUUUAUUAAAAGACAUGAAAGUAUUCGCACUUCAACAGUGAACUUGUAAAUCAUGUUAGCAACUAGGAAAUUAUUGAACUACAGCAACAAACCUCUUUGGGGGGGGGGGGGGAAGGGGUGGUA
Messenger RNA from Asterias rubens (European starfish), 2939 nucleotides. RefSeq lists its product as uncharacterized. The record is from RefSeq and is a predicted model, not a curated record. The coding region runs from base 1 to 2220 and encodes 739 amino acids. Gene Ontology annotation, biological process: regulation of transcription by RNA polymerase II. NCBI's taxonomy places the organism in Eukaryota, Metazoa, Echinodermata, Asteroidea, Forcipulatida, Asteriidae. Gene Ontology annotation, molecular function: DNA-binding transcription factor activity; RNA polymerase II cis-regulatory region sequence-specific DNA binding. The transcript has a single exon.